This is a messenger RNA of Diceros bicornis minor, 1692 nucleotides long. RefSeq names its product WEE2 oocyte meiosis inhibiting kinase (gene WEE2). Gene Ontology annotation, cellular component: nucleus. The record is from RefSeq and is a predicted model, not a curated record. Bases 1 to 1692 code for a protein of 563 amino acids. Lineage: Eukaryota; Metazoa; Chordata; Mammalia; Perissodactyla; Rhinocerotidae. The transcript is spliced from 11 exons. Gene Ontology annotation, biological process: protein phosphorylation; mitotic cell cycle; regulation of meiosis I. Gene Ontology annotation, molecular function: ATP binding; non-membrane spanning protein tyrosine kinase activity; magnesium ion binding.
AUGGAUGACAGCAGUAUUAACAAAGAACUGAAGCAGGAAUUUUCCCAUUGUGAAGAAGAGAGUGAGAACGAAGGGCAGAAGGAAGCACAAGAGAGCAGGGAGGCCCAGAGCCAAACCCCAGAGAAGUCUGAAGUUCAGGAUUCAGAGGCAAAGUUUACACCUCCCAGGACUCCCCUUAGUAACGUACAGGAACUCCACACACUUCAGGAAAGAGACAAAGUGAGUCCAGACCAGGUUUUGAAGACUCCAGUGUCAGACUCUCGCAAAUGUCCUGAAACACCAGCCCAGCCAGACUCCAGGAGCAAGCUGCCACACUGUGCGAGUCCCUUCACUCCCAAAGGCCGGCUGAGCCAGUCGGUGAUUUCUUCAACAGGGAAGCUCCCCGCCAGAAGCUCUAAGCAUCUGAGGCUCACACCUGGUCCCUUCACGGAUGAGAUGACCUCAUCAGCUCUGGUCAAUAUUAAUCCCUUCACCCCAGAGUCCUAUAGAAAACAAUUCCUUCAAUCCAAUGGCAAGAGGAAAAGCCGAGGGGAUCUUGAGGAAGCUGGUCCAGAGGAAGGCAAGGCAGAACAAGGGCUGCCUGCCAAGAGAUGUGUUCUACGAGAAACCAACAUGGCUUCCCGCUAUGAAAAAGAAUUCUUAGAGGUAGAAAAAAUUGGGGUUGGAGAAUUUGGUACAGUCUACAAGUGCAUUAAGAGGCUGGAUGGAUGUGUUUAUGCAAUAAAACGCUCUACGAAAUCUUUUGCAGCAUUAUCAAAUGAGAAUUUGGCUUUGCAUGAAGUUUAUGCUCAUGCGGUGCUUGGGCAUCACCCCCAUGUGGUCCGUUACUACUCCGCAUGGGCAGAAGAUGACCACAUGAUCAUUCAGAAUGAAUACUGCAACGGUGGGAGCUUGCAGGCUGCUAUAGCUGAAAACGCGAAGUCCGGCAAUCAUUUCCAGGAGCCGAAACUCAAGGACAUCCUUCUACAGGUUUCCCUUGGGCUUAAGUACAUCCACAGCUCUGGCGUGGUGCACCUGGACAUCAAACCCAGCAACAUCUUCAUUUGUCAUAAGAUGCAAAGUGACGCUCCUGUAGUCCCAGAAGAGAUCGAAAAUGAAGCUGAUUGGUUUCUCUCUGCCAAUGUGAUGUAUAAAAUUGGUGACUUGGGUCAUGUGACAUCAAUAAGCAAACCCAAAGUGGAAGAGGGAGAUAGUCGCUUCCUGGCUAAUGAGAUUUUGCAAGAGGAUUAUCAGCACCUUCCCAAAGCAGACAUAUUUGCCUUGGGAUUAACAAUUGCAGUGGCUGCGGGAGCAGAGUCCUUACCUACCAAUGGCACUGCGUGGCAUCAUAUCCGUCAGGGUAACCUUCCGGACAUUCCUCAGGAGCUCUCAGAAGAAUUCUGCGGUCUACUUAAGAACAUGAUCCACCCUGAUCCAGGGGAGAGACCUUCUGCAGCAGCUCUGGCCAGAAGUCGAGUUCUCCGUCCCUCCCUGGGGAAAGCAGAAGAGCUCCAGGAGCAGCUUAACUUGGAAAAGUUCAAGACAGCCACACUGGAAAGGGAACUGAGAGAAGCCCAGCAGGCCCAGUCCCCCCCAGAAGGCCCUGGUGACCCUGGGGUCUCUGGGACCCCCACAGGAUCAAGAAGCAAACGCCUGGUGGGAAGAAAGAGUGCCAAGUCUUCAAGCUUCACCUGUGGGACGUCUUCCCCAUAA